Messenger RNA from Argentina anserina (silverweed cinquefoil), 1360 nucleotides. RefSeq names its product purine permease 3-like. Bases 245 to 1360 code for a protein of 371 amino acids. Gene Ontology annotation, molecular function: purine nucleoside transmembrane transporter activity. The record is from RefSeq and is a predicted model, not a curated record. The transcript is spliced from 2 exons. Gene Ontology annotation, cellular component: membrane. Lineage: Eukaryota; Viridiplantae; Streptophyta; Magnoliopsida; Rosales; Rosaceae.
UUCUUGCAUUAGCAUUUGCUCAUCCAUGAGCUGCGAAAGAGACGGUAAUCACCUCGUGGACGACUGUCAACUGUUGAUAUACAGAAUAAAUAGGAAUCACUAGAUGUGCCGGCCAAAGUAUUUUUGCUUCCCUCACUCCUAGACUGAUUUUGCUCACUGUAACCAUCUAUAUAAGUAUAUACUCCUCAGUCCUCACACCAACACACACACAUUUUUAGACCUAUAGUGAAUUCCGGUCAGAAAAAUGGAAACCACCGAUGAGGAGCAACGUAAAACCGCCGCCCUGAAAAGGUUGCUGCUCAUUCUGAGCUGCGUGCUCUUAUCCAUAGGCAACUGCGGCGGCCCUUUAAUAAUGCGCCUCUACUUCAUCCACGGGGGUCAGCGUGUCUGGCUUUCGAGCAUGCUGGGAACCGGUGGCUGGCCCAUAAUCCUCGUCCCAAUAGUCAUCGCCUACUACCACCGUCGCAAAAACGAAGCUCCAACCGAACCACCGACCAAGCUCUUCCUCAUGAAGCUCCCUCUCUUCUUUGCCUCCGCCGUCAUCGGCGUCAUAACCGGCCUUGACGACUACCUCUACGCCUAUGGUGUUGCACGCCUCCCUGUCUCCACCUCAGCCCUAAUUAUUGCGGCACAGCUGGCUUUCACGGCCUUGUUUGCCUUCAUACUCGUGAAGCAGAAGUUCACGUCGUAUUCGAUAAACGCGGUCGUGCUGCUGACGAUUGGGUCGGCGGUUCUUGGCCUGAACACGAGCUCGGACCGGCCCAUGGGAGAGUCCAACAUGCAGUACAUGGUGGGGUUCAUGAUGACGGUGGCCGCGGCUGCGUUGUAUGGGUUUGUGUUGCCGUUGGUGGAGUUGAUGUACAAGAAGGCCAAGCAGAACAUCACGUAUGCUUUGGUUUUGGAGAUUCAGAUGGUUAUGAGUUUGUUCGCUACCAUUUUUUGCCUGGUUGGGAUGCUGGUCAACAAUGACUUCAAGGUAAUUCCAAGAGAAGCGAGAAAUUACAAGCUCGGGGAAACUACGUACUACGUGGUGCUCGUAGUGAGUGCAAUAAUCUGGCAGGCUUUCUUCCUGGGAGCCAUAGGAAUCAUCUUCUGUGCCUCAUCUCUGCUCUCCGGCAUCGUAAUCACUGUUCUGCUACCGGUAACAGAGAUCUUGGCUGUGAUUUUUUACAACGAAAAAUUCCAAGCAGAAAAGGGGGUUUCUCUUGUACUCUCCCUCUGGGGUUUUGUCUCGUACUUCUACGGCGAGAUAAAACACAACAAGGAAAGCAAGCAGAUUAAGGAAAAGGAAAACAACAAAUCCAGUGGUACAACAGACACAGAAAACCCUCAGUUACAGGGGCGGAACCUUAUAGCAUGA